Molecule: messenger RNA, 2945 nt
Organism: Saprolegnia parasitica CBS 223.65
Lineage: Eukaryota; Oomycota; Saprolegniomycetes; Saprolegniales; Saprolegniaceae
Exons: 15
Coding region: 1-2838 (945 amino acids)
Biological process (GO): reciprocal meiotic recombination; double-strand break repair via synthesis-dependent strand annealing
Cellular component (GO): nucleus
Molecular function (GO): ATP-dependent chromatin remodeler activity; ATP binding; DNA translocase activity
Source: RefSeq, a predicted model, not a curated record
AUGCUACGCAUGAAGCCCCGCGCGCGGGGGCCGGCGCAGUUCAAGCCGCCGGGGAAGCAAGAUGACCGGCAGCCCGACGGGUACGAGUCCGGGGGCAUGGUCAUCAAGAACCUGCCCUUCCUCUCCUUCGUCAACCCGGCGCGGGACCUCGACGCGCUCUACAAGCCGUUCAAGUCACCCUGUGAGAACAUCCGAACGUCCGAGAGCGACCGACUCUUGGCGACCAAGACCCUCGGGUCGCGUCGCCGCUUCGGCUCGAUGCCCGUCGCGCCGUUCAAGAAGCUUCCCGAAGUCGACGUGGUCAUGGACGACGUUGCGGACGCGGCGCCAGCGCCCGUGGACGAAGCUCCCAAGGCCGCCGACGAAAAGCCGCCAGAGCCCGUCGUGCUCUGGACCGGCAUGGUCAACGACCAAGAAGUCCAGGUCGUUGUCCCGAUGGUCAUCGGCAAGUGGCUCCGGCCGCAUCAGCGCGAGGGCGUCCAGUUCAUGUUUGACUGCGUCUCGGGAAUCCGCGGCUUUGAGGGCAACGGCUGCAUCUUGGCUGACGACAUGGGUCUCGGGAAGACGCUGCAGAGUAUUACGAUCAUGUACACGCUCUUGUGCACGAGCAUGCAAGGCCCAACGAUCCCGACGAUCAACCGCGCAAUUGUCGUAUGCCCCACGUCGCUCGUCAAGAACUGGGACGACGAGAUCAUCAAGUGGCUCCAAGGCCGCAUCAAGACCGUCGCCCUCUUUGAAUCGGGGCGCGAAAACGUUAUAAGUGGCAUCAUGUCGUUCAUCAACGGCAGCAAGCGCGCCAACAAGAGCAUGGCGGCCAAAGUCCUCAUCAUCUCGUACGAGACGUUCCGUAUGCACGCCGAGAAGUUCGUCAACGAGCCCCAAGCAUGCGAGCUCCUCAUUUGCGACGAAGCGCAUCGGCUCAAGAAUGCCAACUCGCAGAUCAACCAAGCCCUCAACGCACUGCCGUGCAAGCGCCGUAUUUUGCUCUCGGGGACGCCGAUGCAGAACGAUCUCGAAGAGUUCUACGCAAUGGUCGACUUCACCAACCCCAACAUUCUCGGGGAUCCGCGCGAGUUUCGUCGGCGCUUUCUGGGUCCGAUCUUGGUCGGCCGCGAACCUGAUUGCACCCAAGGCGAGCGCGAGUGGGCGCAACGAUGCUCGGGUGAAAUGUGCGAAAUCGUCAACCAAUUCAUCUUGCGCCGCACGAACGCGCUGAAUGCAAAACACUUGCCGCCCAAGCUCACCCAAGUUGUGUGCUGCAAGCUAUCGCACGUGCAGCGCAACAUGUACUCGCAUUUUCUGCACUCGAACGCGUUCCAUGCGAUGAUGACGAAGAAGAGCUCGCGCAUCUUGCCGUCCAUCACGGCACUCAAGAAGCUCUGCAAUCAUCCGAAUUUGAUCAUCGACAUGAGCAAUGGCAAGACGACGAUCGCACCCGGUUUUGAAGAGUGUGCUGCCUUCCUCCCGCAUGACGACCACCGGCAUCGGUCCUGUCAUCCCGAGUGGUCUGGCAAGUUUCAAGUGCUCGACAAGCUCAUGCACGAGAUGCGCAAGAAGACGACCGAUCGCAUCGUCAUCGUGUCCAACUACACCCAGACGCUGGAUGUCAUCACGGCGCUCUGUCGGGAGCGCGGUCUGCCUGCCGUGCGCUUGGACGGGUCAACGUCCGCCUCGAAGCGCAAGAAGCUCGUCGAUGUUUUCAACGACCCCAAGACCAACUCGUUUGCGUUCCUCCUCUCGAGCAAAGCUGGCGGAUGCGGCUUAAAUUUGAUUGGCGCCAACCGUCUCGUGCUCUUUGAUCCGGAUUGGAACCCCGCGACGGACAAGCAAGCGGCGGCGCGUAUUUGGCGUGAAGGGCAAAAGAAGCAGUGCUUCAUCUACCGCUUCGUCGCGACUGGCACGCUGGAAGAAAAGAUCUUUCAGCGCCAGCUCUCCAAGGAAGGUCUCCAGAGCAUCGUCGACGACAAGGAAGAGGUCAACUCGCUCUCGACCAAGGACCUUAAGAAACUCUUUGUCUUUAUGGAAAACACCGACUCGGACACGCACGACCAGCUCAAGUGCCGCCGCUGCCCGAAUGCAGACGAGUUGGUCCUCGAAGAGAACAAGAAGCUGUUGACGCGCCCGCAAAUCGACAUGCCAGCCGAAGAAGACUUGAACAAUUGGAAUCAUCACUACUCGUACGAGACCGUCGCCGACGAUAUCAUGCGCGACGCCCAAGCCGGCUCGGACCUUGUCAGCUUUGUCUUUAGCUGCCGCGUCGACUGGGACCUCUUCCAAGCCCAAGAGCAGCGCGAUCGAGAAAAAAGCAAGCGAUCGACGAAGAAAACGUGCUCAAGGCCGCCGCCAAAAAAGCCGCCGCGUCGAGCGACACGGAAGACGACGACGAGGUCGAAUUUGACGACGUGCCCUCGACGUCCAAGCGCAAGCGCCGAUCGAGCCUCAGCGAGGACGACGUUGUCAUUGUGGACGACGACGACGACGACGGAAAGAGCGACAGCACAGAGAGCGGCAGCGACGGCGAGGUCCAAUUCCUCGCGUCUCUUCCAGAGGCGGCCGCCGUGCGGCAAGCGAACCGAUCGCAACCAAAGAAGUCGCGCAAGGUGCUCUCGGACGACAGCGACGGCGACGUCGCACAGACACCGGAUGGCGAGGACGAUGACGACGAGAAUGGUGCUGAGACUCCGGCACCUGCCCGAAAAUCGUCGGCACCAGCACCGUCUGGCUGGUGGUCGCCACCAAAGUCGACGCUGCCGCGCAUCCCCGAAUCGGACGACGGGCUGGAAGAAGGCGAAAUUCCCAUGUGGGCCUGCCCGCGUUGCACUCUGCACAACGCGAUGACGUCCGAGUGGUGCGAAGGCUGCGGCAUGGCGCCGCCGCGCCGCGCCAAGCAGUCGGCCUCUGCGUCGCUCCAGCUCGAAGACUACUAAGAAGCAAUUCGACGGGCA